AUGGAGGACGUCUCGCCACUGGAGCAGUACCUGGAGCACUGCGGCACGCAGGAUGACCUCUCUGCCAGUCCCCAGCUGUUUAAUCCUAUGAGCCCCUAUGACGUGGACCUUCCAAUUCAAGUAGCUGAAGAUGUAGCAUUUGGUUCUCAAUUUAAUCAGCCCAAAGAGCUUCCUGCAGACUUCUCCUCCGUGGACCUCAGCUUUCUUCCAGAUAUUACCCAAGAUAACAAAGAACAAAAGCCAUCUGAAGAUGGUCAUGAAAUGCAAGGAGGGCUCAACGGAUCAGUGCCGAGAAAUGAGGACAGAGGGAUCUUCAUGGAGGAAAGCAGCCCGUCGUACCCAGGUGCAACCCAGCCAAGCCCAGGAGAACCUGGUGUGUGUCCUCCCCUGACACCAAUGACUCCUAUGACCCCAGUGACACCUGCAUCAGAGAGCUCUGGCAUAGUUCCUCAGUUACAGAAUAUUGUGUCAACUGUAAACUUGGCUUGUAAACUAGAUCUGAAGAACAUAGCUCUGCAUGCCAGAAAUGCAGAGUAUAACCCAAAGAGGUUUGCUGCUGUGAUCAUGAGGAUCAGGGAACCACGAACGACGGCCCUUAUCUUCAGCUCGGGAAAAAUGGUUUGCACAGGAGCAAAAAGUGAAGAGCAGUCACGGCUCGCAGCAAGGAAGUAUGCACGUGUGGUGCAGAAGCUGGGGUUCCCUGCUAAGUUUCUGGACUUCAAGAUCCAGAACAUGGUGGGGAGCUGUGAUGUGAGGUUCCCCAUCCGACUGGAAGGGCUGGUUCUCACCCACCAGCAGUUCAGCAGGAUGGUCAAACCGAGGAUAGUGUUGCUCAUCUUCGUGUCUGGAAAAGUUGUUCUGACUGGAGCAAAAGAGCGUUCUGAAAUCUAUGAGGCAUUUGAGAACAUCUAUCCCAUUCUUAGAGGUUUCAAGAAAACAUCAUGAAGCAGCCUGAAAAGUAGAUAGAAAUAACGUAUGGGUUUGUAUUGCUAAGCAUGGAAGAGAGGUCAAGGCUAUUCCUGGACCCAAAUGUAUAGAUGUGGAGGAUGAAAGUGAUGUUAUUGUGGAUGCUAUAAAUGCUGAUCCCUUCCUACAGUUUGUGAAAUGUUUUUUGCUUGCAGAUUUGCUGUCCAUAAUUCACUUUGGUUCUGACAACUUCUGUCAGGCAGAGAAACUUACCAAACCAAUGUACCUUUAACAGCAUGCAUAAUAAGGUUGCAUUUAGUUUGUAGUUGAAACCUUCUGCCUUUUCCCUGUUGAACAGGCAAACUGACACUACACUUCAAACCAACCGGCAACCCAGCUCCUGCAAUGUUGUAUUUUCAUGCUGACUCAUUCAAAUUCAAAAUACAUUUGUUUUUUUCUAUACUACAGCUUACAAAAUCCAGCAUGACUUUAUUUCAGUGUUUGGAAGGCAGUGACUGCAGAGGACACCGGACUCCCUCUGAUCACACAGGUUGGAUCAACUGUUGUGUAACGGUGCUGGUGUUCCCUUAGCAGAGAAGAUAUUGAAGGGCAGUGCUGGAACACAUUCAGAAAGGGGGCUUGCUAAGCUAAUUGAUUAAUUGGUCAUGGCACGGGUUUUAACAAAAUGCUGCCUGUUUGUGUUACUGAACUCUGAUCAGAUGAUGACUG
Molecule: messenger RNA, 1635 nt
Organism: Lagopus leucura (white-tailed ptarmigan)
Lineage: Eukaryota; Metazoa; Chordata; Aves; Galliformes; Phasianidae
Gene: TBPL2
Product: TATA-box binding protein like 2
Exons: 7
Coding region: 1-945 (314 amino acids)
Biological process (GO): DNA-templated transcription initiation
Molecular function (GO): DNA binding; RNA polymerase II general transcription initiation factor activity
Source: RefSeq, a predicted model, not a curated record